CCAUCAUAUACGCUACCGGCAUCUCAAGAGUAUGCCACUGGAUUGUUCCGGUGACGAUGUCCGAUCAAAGAGACACCAUCUGCUCAGGAGGCGCUCCACAAUCCACAUUAUGCUUGAAUUGCCUAAAGCAGUCUCAGCCUACUCCACCAGGACUUUGUAAUGUUUCAAGCACUCCACUUGCUGCAAGUCAAAAUACUCCUCUGUUCUUCGGUCCACUGCAGCCAGAAAUGACUCCUAAAGUUGGAGCAACACUUCCAACAACCAACGCUUCUCACCCAUCAACAGAAGGUGCUAGUUGCUCAGAAAUUGGACAAGGAAUUUGUCAGCCAAGUAUCAAUGACCAACAUAGCAAUACCUUAACAUAUUUUCAAGUCUUACUUUCCGAGAAUCAUGGAAGUGAAUCCAUCACCAAAUUAUGCCUCCUGCUGAAACACAACCUUCAGUCCAAAUCUCGGUUGAGCACCCCAAUUUGGCAACAUCUAUCCAGUAUGUGGAAUUUCUAGUUUACCUGUAAGUUUCACAUUUCUGAACAACUAAUUAUAAUUAA
This is a messenger RNA of Solanum dulcamara, 547 nucleotides long. RefSeq lists its product as uncharacterized. The record is from RefSeq and is a predicted model, not a curated record. The transcript has 5 exons. Bases 57 to 503 code for a protein of 148 amino acids. Lineage: Eukaryota; Viridiplantae; Streptophyta; Magnoliopsida; Solanales; Solanaceae.